AUGUUUUCUCUUCGAAAACCAGAAGCAACUAGUCUUUCCCGUGCCACCAGCUUUACAAAAGAGAAUCUAAAUAAGUUUUAUGAUAACUUAGAAGCAAUUCUUCAUCGUCAGAACUUUAGGGCUAGUGAGAUUUAUAAUCUUGAUGAAUCGGGAAUUACAACUGUACAUGUUCCACCUAAAGUUAUUGCUGGAAAAGGCAUAAAACAAGUUGGUCAAAUGACAUCCGGAGAGCGUGGGAAACUUGUUACUAUUAUUUCUGCUGUAAAUGCAAUUGGCAACUCAGUUCCCCCACUUUUGGUUUUCCCCAGAAAGUUUUUCAAGGAUCAUAUGUUGAAAGGAGCACCACCUGGAUCUAUUGCGGCUGCAAAUCCAAGUGGAUGGUCUUCACCACAAAUAUUUAUGCUUUAUCUCAAACACUUUCUGAAGUAUGUUAAAGCAUCCAAAGAUAACAGUAUUAUUUUAAUCUUAGAUAAUCAUAACACACAUAUAACUAUUGAAGCUAUCGACUUCUGCAAAGAAAAUGGAAUUAUUAUGCUCACUUUACCCCCUUCACACGAGUCAUAA
Messenger RNA from Argiope bruennichi, 564 nucleotides. RefSeq lists its product as uncharacterized. The coding region runs from base 1 to 564 and encodes 187 amino acids. The transcript has a single exon. Gene Ontology annotation, molecular function: DNA binding. Gene Ontology annotation, cellular component: nucleus. NCBI's taxonomy places the organism in Eukaryota, Metazoa, Arthropoda, Arachnida, Araneae, Araneidae. The record is from RefSeq and is a predicted model, not a curated record.